Messenger RNA from Paraphaeosphaeria sporulosa, 438 nucleotides. RefSeq lists its product as uncharacterized. The transcript is spliced from 2 exons. Bases 1 to 438 code for a protein of 145 amino acids. The record is from RefSeq and is a predicted model, not a curated record. NCBI's taxonomy places the organism in Eukaryota, Fungi, Ascomycota, Dothideomycetes, Pleosporales, Didymosphaeriaceae.
AUGCGCGUUUACGCACCCUUUCUUGGCCUCAGCCUUGCCGCAACGGCAGCAGCGGCUCAGCCCCUUCUUCGCGUCACCAACCAGUGUUCGGAAAACGUCUACGUCGUCUACAGCAAUGAUCAAUACAAAGCUGCUCAGGUCACCCUUACACAAGGAAAGGGUUUCCAAGUCAUUCUUUCCGGCCUAGGAUAUAGCGUCGGGUUGUCCACCGAUCCGGCCUUCUACUCCGAGGCUGUCGCCAAGUUGAUUUUCGGCUACUCAGUCAACACUGACAAUGGCCUGCUGUACUACAGCAUUGCGUCAGAUUAUGGCAAUCCCUUCGCGAGCCAGUCUUUCUCUUUGACAGGCAACAACGGAUGCGCUUCAGUGAACUCGCCCAACGGAGUCACGUACGCUUGCUCGGACGCGGCUAGCCUUUACCUUACGCUCUGCGGCUGA